UUAAAUGUUCCCAUUUGUGCUACUUUGCGGAUCGGAGAGAAACUGGUUGUAACGCAAUAUCCAUUAAGUCAUUCGUGUAUUGGCUGUCGUUUGAACAACAAUUGUUUUUUUUUUGUGUUUUUAAUUUUUUUAAAUUUAUUUUAAGAAUUUUUUUUUAAAAAUGGAUCAAUGGAAGGGAAAAGUUGCCCUUGUAACAGGCGCAAGUGUUGGAAUUGGAGCAAAUACUGCCGUAGAAUUAGCGAAUGCGGGCAUGAUCGUUAUUGGAAUUGCUCGUCGUGAAUCAGCAAUUGCAGCUUUGGUUUCAAAAGUAACUGGCGAAGGAAAAAUUAUCGCAAAAAAGUGCGAUUUGACAGUUGAAGCUGAAAUUAUUGAAGUUUUCAAAUGGAUCGAAGCUAAUUAUGGAGGAGUAGAUGUCUUGAUCAACAAUGCUGCGUUGCUUUUGUCGAAUUUCAUGACAGAAACUCCAACGGAUCAAAUUCGUGAAAUUUUCAACUUGAAUGUCGUUGCUGCGACAAUUUGCGUGCAAGAAACGAUCAAAAAUCUCCGAAAACGUCAAGCCAAGGGACAUAUUAUCAAUUUGAACAGUAUUUUGGGUCAUCGCAUCCCCGACGUGCCUCGUCCUGUCUUCGGAAUUUAUCCUGCGUCGAAAUUUGCCAUGUCAGCAAUCAAUCAUUUAAUUAAAGCGGAGAUGAGUUAUCUAAAAGCGCCCAUUAAAUGUACGAGUAUUAGCCCUGGAAUGGUAGAUACGGAUUUAAUUUCGACUUUUAGCUCGAGUUUCAAGGAUUACAUGACGAAAUUACAAGCGGAGGAUGUCACAGCGGCGAUUUUGUAUGCUCUCGGAACGCCCGAUCGAGUUCAGGUUGAAGAAAUCAUUUUGCAAGCGAUGCAUCAUACAUCUUAACAUCUCGAUGAUGAAAUUCGAAACAACCACAUGCAAUAAAUACAUUUUUUCAAUGUCAUUGUUAUCAAAUUACUUGCGAAUAAAAGCAUUUUUUCA
Culicoides brevitarsis is the source of this 997-nucleotide messenger RNA. Its product is annotated as farnesol dehydrogenase-like. The record is from RefSeq and is a predicted model, not a curated record. NCBI's taxonomy places the organism in Eukaryota, Metazoa, Arthropoda, Insecta, Diptera, Ceratopogonidae. The coding region runs from base 161 to 901 and encodes 246 amino acids. The transcript has 3 exons.